Messenger RNA from Raphanus sativus (radish), 1024 nucleotides. RefSeq names its product BAG family molecular chaperone regulator 4-like. The record is from RefSeq and is a predicted model, not a curated record. Gene Ontology annotation, biological process: protein stabilization. The coding region runs from base 156 to 869 and encodes 237 amino acids. Lineage: Eukaryota; Viridiplantae; Streptophyta; Magnoliopsida; Brassicales; Brassicaceae. Gene Ontology annotation, molecular function: protein-folding chaperone binding; adenyl-nucleotide exchange factor activity. Gene Ontology annotation, cellular component: cytoplasm. The transcript has 4 exons.
AAAUAAAACAAAAAAACAAAAAAAAAGGGUUGAAAAGCGCCGUCUAUCUGGAGAAAUUUGUAUAGACCAUGAGGAGGUGAGAGUCUUCCGGAGACUGCGAAAACCCUAAUUUCGUUCGCGAAAAAAGGUCUUUUUUUUGGGUUCUAAUCUUAACGAUGGUGCAUCACUCAACCGACGAUGAUUCGGAGUUGGAAGUAAGACCUGAUGGUGCUACUAUGCUCGUCCAACAGAGCGUCGACGCUCCCUCCUCCUCUGACUCACGACCUCUCCAGGAACCAGACUCUUCUUCCGCCGUUUCUAAUCACACCAUCACUAUCACCGUUUCCCAUGACUCCUCGGACCACCUUCUUCAUGUUCCUGACCGCGCCACUUUCGGGGAUGUGAAGAAAGCCCUUGUCCAGAAAACUGAGUUGGAGGCUAGUGAUAUGAAGAUCUUGUUCAGGGGAGAUGAGAAAGAUGAUGACGCUGAGCUAUUGCAAGCUGCUGGUGUUAUUGACGGUUCUAGUCUUGUCCUUGUGGAGGAACCUAAUGAGAGAGAGGACCAUGUUGAACCGCCUCCCGUGAUGAUGAUGACCGAAGAGAUUGCCAAGGCUGUUGCUGCUGUUCAGGCAGUCACUGGAGAGGUCGAUGACCUCUCGGAUAGAGUUGCUGCUUUAGAGGCUGCUAUCGAUGGAGGGACGAUAGUUGCGGUGAAGGAGUUUGACAUGGCUGCUGAGCUGCUCAUGAGGCAGUUGCUCAAAUUGGAUGGCAUCAAGGUAGAUGGGGAAGCUAGAGUACAGCGAAAGGCAGAGGUACGUAGGGUCCAAAAGUUGCAGGAGGAUGUGGAUACCUUGAAGGCAAGAUGUUACAGAGCAAAGCCGCAGCUGUAACCACUGAGUGGGAUUCGUUCUGAAACCGGUCUUGGAAAGCUCGAACCCUCCGCCAGCUUUCGCUUUUGUACCAAUGUAAAACCAAGAUUGGGAGAAAUUUGACUGACAUUUUUAUUAUUCUGUUACGUUGCUUAAAAAAUAUAUUUGCUUCUUUC